Arxiozyma heterogenica is the source of this 288-nucleotide messenger RNA. RefSeq names its product mRNA splicing protein SME1 (gene SME1). The record is from RefSeq and is a predicted model, not a curated record. Bases 1 to 288 code for a protein of 95 amino acids. Gene Ontology annotation, biological process: mRNA splicing, via spliceosome; spliceosomal snRNP assembly. The transcript has a single exon. Gene Ontology annotation, molecular function: RNA binding. Lineage: Eukaryota; Fungi; Ascomycota; Saccharomycetes; Saccharomycetales; Saccharomycetaceae. Gene Ontology annotation, cellular component: U2 snRNP; U4/U6 x U5 tri-snRNP complex; precatalytic spliceosome.
AUGUCCGCAAAUAAGAAUAGACAAGUGGUACCACCAAUUAAUUGUAUAUUUAAUUACUUACAACAACAGACUCCUGUAAGCAUAUGGCUAUAUGAACAAGUAGGAUAUCGAAUCAGAGGUAAGAUAAGAGGGUUUGACGAAUUCAUGAAUAUUGUUAUAGACGAUGCAUGUCAAGUACCAGUAAAUAAAGAUACUGGGAAAGAAGAUAUUAAUAAAAGUGAAUCCCUAGGUAGAAUCUUACUAAAAGGUGAUAAUAUAACUUUGAUAACAUCAAUCGACGAUGAAUAA